UGGAGUGGGCAUAUCCUCACAGUCAGGCAACCGAGGCGCGGGAGAACGGCAGGGCAAAAAUCGCAGGGUGUCCCCGUGCAGCUGACAGCGGGGAGCCGCGGAGUUAAAAGUCCGCUUCGUGGAGCUCGUGUUUUCCGAGCCCGGGGAUCUGAGCUCUUUGUCAGGAGGAGGGAAGACGAGGUGGCGGUAGCCGGCACUUCCGCGCCGGCGCCAUGUGAUCCUCCACGCGGAUGGUUACAAUGAAUGUUGAACAUGAAAUCAACCUGUUAGUUGAAGAAAUUCGACGGCUGGGGACCAAAAAUCCUGAUGGGACAUUGAGUGUGAAGUUUGGAGUGCUGUUUGCGGAUGAGAAAUGUGCCAACCUUUUUGAGGCUUUAGUAGGAACCCUGAAAGCUGCAAAACGACGGAAGAUAGUUAAUUAUCCUGGCGAACUGCUUUUGCAAGGAGUUCAUGACAAUGUUGAUAUCUUAUUAUUGCAGGAUUAGUUACUUUCCUAGCAAAUGGCAUUUUCAUUAGAUAUCUAUAUGUAACUCAGAUCAAGAUGCAUUUGAUUGAAAGUAUAUCUUCCUAUUUAUCUUUAUAGAAUUAUAUAUAAAAAUUCUUUGAAGGCCUUUUCUGAAACCCCUGCUACAUAGUUUGUUGGGCCUUUUUUGGGGGGGGGGAUUUGGAAAUUACACUCUCAUAUGUCUGAAAUGUUGUUAAAACGUUUGAGAAUUCCUUACAAAUUAUCAAUAUCAACAACCUAAACCCUGCUACAAACUUCCAGUUUAUGGGGAUUCUCUGAUUUCUCUGCAAGAAUCAAAAAUAUUCUGGCCAAAUGAAGCAUUCAAGCUGGUGGUUUCAUCUGAAACUGAAUAUUUGAUAUGGUCUUUUUAUGUGAUUCUUGAAACAUAGGUUUUUCAUGUGACACUUUCUGAACUGUGAUACUUUGGAGUAACUGUGGAAAGUUAUAAAAGCAAUGGUAGGGAGGAAUUCUCUUGCACUUUUUUAGUGUAUUCUCAUUAAUGAAGGAAUGUUAUGGAAAUCAUUUCAAAGAAGAAAUAAUUUAAGAAAAAUGUAUCAUUAGUGUGUUAUUUUUCACGUGGCUAUAGUGACCAAGACAAAGUGUUUUGUCUUUUAUUAUUACAAUAAUUUCUCCAGCUAUCGGCAAAUCAGACAUAGAUUAAAUUCUGAAGAAAUAGAUUAAAUUCUGAGGAAAUACUUGAAAGGAUAUUUGGAUAUUUUCUUUGGCAGCAUAUUCAUUGCUAAAUGGGAGUCUUGAGGUUGAGAAAUUGUCCAUCCAGUUUCACUUCCCACAAAUUUGAGAAUCUCAAAAGACCAUUUGUGUCUAAUUCAAACAAUAUUCCUUUUCUCAGGGUAAAGUUAUAAAAAGAAGUGGGAGGACAGUCCUUCUAUUCCUCAGAUUCCAGUUUCUCUAUAAAAUCUAUUACUUGUUGAUGAUGCCCUUCUGGGAAAUGGGUGUACCUUAAACAAACUGUGUAGAUCACUUUAGAAAGCACUAAGUAUUAUCCAAACUGCUGUUAAGGCCAAGUUUAUUCCUUUUCUAUUUGGUCAGUUUGAGAAAGAAAUGGAAUAGGGUGUGAGAAAUGCUCAUCUGAACCCUCUCUGGCAGGCAUCUGGGAGUGAACACUUGAAAAAUAGAAUAUGACAUAAAAUGAGAAGAACAGGAAGAUUGCCUCAUAGAGGACAUGAACAUGCGAAAUUGGUAGAAUUGUACAAGACUAU
Ahaetulla prasina is the source of this 1725-nucleotide messenger RNA. It is a transcript of the gene ABRACL, whose product is annotated as ABRA C-terminal like. Lineage: Eukaryota; Metazoa; Chordata; Lepidosauria; Squamata; Colubridae. The coding region runs from base 231 to 485 and encodes 84 amino acids. The transcript is spliced from 3 exons. The record is from RefSeq and is a predicted model, not a curated record. Gene Ontology annotation, biological process: regulation of actin filament-based process.